Messenger RNA from Penicillium cosmopolitanum, 2043 nucleotides. Its product is annotated as Kelch repeat-containing protein. The record is from RefSeq and is a predicted model, not a curated record. The transcript is spliced from 8 exons. Gene Ontology annotation, molecular function: protein binding. Bases 1 to 2043 code for a protein of 680 amino acids. Lineage: Eukaryota; Fungi; Ascomycota; Eurotiomycetes; Eurotiales; Aspergillaceae.
AUGUUCGUCGUCGAUGACCCAAGUGAACGAGACAAUAUGUACUUGGCAAGGACAAAUAUCGUUCGCGAUACGAUCUAUAUGGAUGGCGGGCAGAUAUGGCUUCAACAAAUGUUUGAUGACGGCUGUAAAAACUAUACUGAUGCUUCUGCGGAUGCGCGUUCCUAUACCCUGAACUUAUCAACCUCGUUCACCACACGCUCGGAUUUCAUGACGGUCCUCCGAAAUACGUCCGUGAUCGGAGGAAGCUCCAGUAACUUUGCUCCGAAUUACUUGGACGGUGCCAUGCUUGCUAAUGACGAUGAAUUCUUUCUCUAUGGAGGAUCCACCAAGAAUGCAGAUAACUCCGACAGCUCCAGUACCCCGGCUGAUAAUACCGUCCUGAAGUACGAAGCCUAUCAGUAUGGGGCCUAUCGAUCAACCUGGUCACCCAACUGGCGGCAGGAGGAUCUUACGGAUAAUGUUACAUCAUAUAUCACGAAUGGCGCGGGCACAUCGGCACCGAGCGAGGAAUUGGCGUUUUAUUUCAGCGGAAUGCAUGCGCCAGGCUGGGGCUCCUUUACAUGGAACGGAAAGGAAGCCAGAGAGACUGCAGAUACGCUCAUCACGGUGGAUAUGUCCUCGAUGCGAGAUGAAACUUGGUCCAACGCCACACUCCCGGAUUAUAUCCCCGGUCGUGCGAAUGCCGAAUUAGUCUGGGUACCGGUGUCUAAGUCUGGUGUCCUAGUGGCGACAGCGGAGAGCAAGAGAAUUAGUCCAACUUUCAUGGAGACUGUCUCGGUCUACGACGUGGAUAGCCAGAAAUGGUAUCUUCAGAACACAACGGGUGAUAUACCAGGACAGUUAACCCAGUUUUGCUCUGUGCUCGCCAGUGCGCCGGAUAAUUCGUCCCAUAACAUAUACAUUUAUGGUGGCGUUGAUGGUCUUGACUAUUCACAAACUCCAUCGGACGACGUUUACAUCCUUUCACUGCCUUCCUUCAAAUGGAUCAAAGCAUAUCACGGCACCAGCAGUCAUGGCCGCAGCUCGCAUAAAUGCUUCAAACCAUAUCCAAACCAGAUGCUUGCUGUUGGAGGAAUAAAUGGCUCCUCAACUAGCUGUGUGGAAGGAGGCAUUGUUGUCAAUUUCGACCUGAACGAUCUUAUCUUCCAGAACGGUUAUGAUCCUAGCCAGUGGGGCGAAUAUAAGGUUCCAGAUCUAGUAACAGCACAAAUCGGCGGGACAUCAUCUGGUGGUGCAACCAAAACUGCUCCAUCAUCAUGGACGAACGACUCCUUGUCUAGUAUCUUCGACCAAAAAUACACGAAGUCUAUGACAACCUACUAUCCUUAUGCCUCAAGCAGCGCUGAAGACGGAGGUGGUACCUCCGGCGGUGGAUUGCCUCAUUGGGCUUCAGCAGUUAUAGGUGUACUGGUCGGACUGUUCGGCGUGGCUCUCAUUCUUGCUGGGGUCUGGUUUUAUCUCCGACGUCGGCGUCAGCGUCAAAAAAGAGAGGCCGAGACUGCAUCGGCAGCCAAGGCUGAAAGGGACGCUGAUACCUCCCAGUCAGCUCAAUUUAUGUAUGGGAGCGGACCGACUGCCCCGGUGCCAGGACCAAUGUCCAAAUCCACGGCGGAGGCGACAACAGAGACCGACCCUUCCACAAUUCCUGAUUCACUCAGCACGUCUAUAUCCCCUCGCACGGUAGAGUCCGGGGAGACGAGGUAUUCAUCACCCGCUGAACUACCUACCUCAUACAACUGGACCAAUACGCCCGACACAUCUCCAGAGCUGAGUGCGAGUCGUUUUCCUUUCCCAGUUUCACCGCAGUCGGGCUCUAGCUCCACUCCAGGCCCUCAUCGAAGCCCAUCCACUGUUUCAACGGUACCCUCCAUAUCCAUUGACAAUGUUGUCAGCGGUCGACAGUCUUAUUUCAGAGAGUCGUUUUCUUCUGAAACCGGGAACAACAAACGAGCUCGCCAUGGAUCUGGAUUUUCGGAUGUAAGUAUGAUCUCAGAUGACCGGGAAAAGUUUGGAGGUAGUGAGAAGAUCCAUGAGGAACAAUAA